Molecule: messenger RNA, 597 nt
Organism: Spirodela intermedia
Lineage: Eukaryota; Viridiplantae; Streptophyta; Magnoliopsida; Alismatales; Araceae
Source: the annotation of a GenBank genome assembly
AUGGAGCUGAAUUUCCACAAGCUUCAAAUCGCUAAGCUACUCUUCCUUCUCUUCUCCCUCACGCUCAUUCCCUUUGUGUCUUCGUCUCUGAGGCCCCCUUACAUCUACUUCCUCCUCAACAUCCUCAUCUUAGUACUGGGCUACGAGUCGGGGGUCCUCCAGUUCCUCGUGGAACCAACCGUGGAGAAGAAAAAGUCUGCUGGCGCGAUUGUCCCGGGACUUCCAAACGAUAUCAAUGCCAUUACCAACGGCGGUAAGCAGGUAAAUGACGUCAGUGGCCGCGAGGAAACGCCUGUUACGCUGGAGGCGACUCCUAUGGGGACAGAAAAGUCCCUGAAGAGGAGCCCCUCGAUUCAAAUGAAGAAGAGUCCCUCCGUGCCGUGCCUUUUUUUCAUCGGCGGCUGCGACGGUGACGGUACUGCGGUGGAGGCAACCGUUGCGGAGGAAGAAGAAGUGUACGAGGCGAUGGGAGAAAUUUCAGGUCAGGAAUUAUUCACGAGGGCCGAGAGCUUCAUCGGGAACUUCUACAGGCAGCUGAAGAUCCAGAGGGAGGACUCUUUUAACAGAAUCCAUGGCCUCUACCACAAACCCUUUUGA